Messenger RNA from Exophiala mesophila, 1017 nucleotides. RefSeq lists its product as uncharacterized. NCBI's taxonomy places the organism in Eukaryota, Fungi, Ascomycota, Eurotiomycetes, Chaetothyriales, Herpotrichiellaceae. The transcript has 2 exons. Gene Ontology annotation, molecular function: oxidoreductase activity; zinc ion binding. Gene Ontology annotation, cellular component: mitochondrion. The coding region runs from base 1 to 1017 and encodes 338 amino acids. The record is from RefSeq and is a predicted model, not a curated record.
AUGAAGGCGAUUCACCUUCGAGAAUUUGUGAAAUCCAAUUCGGACCUUGCCGUCAUAGACAUUCCAGAUCCAAUUCCGUCGUCCACAGAUGCAGUUGUGACCAUUACCCACAGUGCACUCAAUCACGUCGAUCUGCUAUAUGCACGCGGGUUGCAUCAAAACAACCAUAUCGGUCUGGUCAAACCACCUUUUACACUCGGCCUCGAGUUCGCAGGCAUUGUGAAGUCUGCCCCUCCACAGUCCGGGUUCAAAGCAGGGGAUAAAGUCUGGGGAUCGUCAGUUGGUUGUUUCGCGGAGCAGAUCGCCGUGCCUGCCAAAAAUCUCCAGCGCCUACCGGCGGGCUGGUCGCUGCGCGAUGCUGCCGGACUCGGGGCUGGAACGGUGCCAGUCAGUUACGGUGCACUGGUACGUGUGGGAGGUCUCAAGAAGGGCCAAGUGGUUCUGGUCCAUGCUGCGGCCGGCGGACUCGGUGUCGCGGCCGUGCAAAUCGCAAAAGCUAUCGGGGCCAAGGUGAUUGGUACCGUGGGAAGUGAGGAAAAGGCUGUGCCGAUAAGAAAGUUGGGUAUUCUAGGUGUGGUCAGGUACGAUCAAGAAGGGUGGGAGAAGGAAGUGCUGAAAUUGACCGACGGCGUGGGCGUCGAUUCCAUCUACGAUACUGUGGGCCUCGUGAGCAAGAGUCUCAGGUGUCUCAAGUUUGGAGGAAAUAUUGUGAUUGCAGGGUUUGCAGGCUUGGGCGGUAAGAUGGAAACGCUGGCCAUGAAUCGCGUGUUGUUGCGAGGGGCCAAAUUGUUGGGCUACAGAUACGGCGAGACGGGAAGACGACAUCCAGAGGAGAAUGAACUCAUCUGGAGAGAACUCAACGAGCUGCUAGCCACAGGCAACAUCCAACCCGUCAUAUAUGGAUCAUAUUCUGGACUAGAGAGCAUCCCAGCGGCUCUAGAUGAUCUGGCAGCGAGGAAAGUCUACGGCAAAGCUGUGAUUGAAAUCCAACCCGAACCUCAGGUUGCCAAAUUAUAA